GGUUAUUUGGUAAUACUAGAAAAUACCACUAAUACGGAGUAUAACUCUUCCACAGUCCACACUACUUCCUACCGAUUCUCCUUUUAAACACUUCUUGCAAGUUGCAAUUGGCAAGCAGUUAGAGCCAGCUAGAAUACAGGGAGAGAAAGUGAGGAGGCCGACCAUAAUCUCACUAGUCAAAUCUCUUCCUCUCUCGUUCUCAGUUCAUAGAAAAUGGCCGAUGCUGACGAUAUUCAGCCACUUGUAUGCGACAAUGGAACUGGGAUGGUGAAGGCUGGAUUUGCCGGGGAUGAUGCUCCAAGAGCAGUGUUUCCCAGUAUCGUUGGUCGCCCCCGACAUACUGGUGUCAUGGUUGGGAUGGGACAGAAGGAUGCCUAUGUGGGUGAUGAAGCCCAGUCUAAGAGAGGUAUCUUGACUUUGAAAUACCCCAUUGAGCAUGGUAUAGUCAGUAACUGGGACGAUAUGGAAAAAAUAUGGCAUCACACUUUCUAUAAUGAGCUACGUGUUGCUCCUGAGGAGCACCCUGUCCUCCUCACUGAAGCACCACUCAACCCCAAAGCAAAUAGAGAGAAGAUGACACAGAUAAUGUUUGAGACAUUCAAUGUUCCUGCAAUGUAUGUUGCUAUUCAGGCUGUGCUCUCCUUGUAUGCUAGUGGCCGUACAACAGGUAUUGUUCUGGAUUCAGGUGAUGGUGUGAGUCAUACAGUGCCCAUCUACGAAGGUUACGCACUUCCUCAUGCCAUUCUUCGUCUGGACCUUGCCGGACGUGACCUCACAGAUCACCUCAUGAAGAUCCUUACUGAGAGAGGUUACAUGUUCACUACUUCUGCCGAGCGGGAAAUUGUUCGUGACAUGAAGGAAAAGCUUGCAUAUGUGGCACUUGACUACGAGCAAGAGCUUGAAACUGCAAAGAGCAGCUCCUCUGUUGAGAAGAACUAUGAGUUGCCUGAUGGACAGGUGAUCACAAUCGGGGGAGAGAGGUUCCGUUGCCCCGAAGUCCUCUUCCAGCCAUCUAUCAUUGGAAUGGAAGCUGCGGGCAUUCACGAGACUACCUACAACUCUAUCAUGAAGUGUGACGUGGAUAUCAGGAAGGAUUUGUAUGGCAACAUUGUUCUGAGUGGUGGGUCUACAAUGUUCCCUGGCAUUGCUGACCGGAUGAGCAAGGAAAUCACUGCUUUAGCUCCCAGCAGCAUGAAGAUUAAGGUGGUUGCUCCACCUGAAAGAAAAUACAGUGUUUGGAUCGGUGGAUCCAUCCUUGCCUCCCUCAGCACCUUCCAGCAGGUGAGAAACCAUUAUUGCAAUUGUCAUAAUUUUCUCACUUAUUUUUUAUCAGUCAUGUCCGGUGCUUUGUUCUUGGAUCUUUUAACGUUGAUUCUUUGUUGGAUUUGCUAGAUGUGGAUUUCCAAAGGGGAGUAUGAGGAGUCUGGCCCAUCAAUUGUCCACAGGAAGUGCUUCUAGGGUGCUGCUGCUGCUACUACUUAUAGGGGGAGAUGCUACAACAGUGUGCCUCUUCUGCCUUGCUGUUUCGUAUAUGUGUUUGUAGUUGGUGAGUGACUGGUUGUGAUAUUUUUUCUUUUUUUUUCCGAAUUUUUUAUUAUAUGGCUCUCUACUCACCGGACAUACUUAUGUUACUGUAAUAGUUUAUCUUAAGGGGAGUUUGUGCUCGGGAACAUUGCUGUGUUGAAAUGUUCGAAGGUUUUUCUUUUGAAUUCGUGGGUGGGUGUAUACUUUGUUCUCUUAUUUUGAUGAUACUGCUCAUAUUGCUGUGUUGAAU
Cuscuta campestris is the source of this 1774-nucleotide messenger RNA. The record is from the annotation of a GenBank genome assembly. Lineage: Eukaryota; Viridiplantae; Streptophyta; Magnoliopsida; Solanales; Convolvulaceae.